This is a messenger RNA of Schistocerca nitens (vagrant locust), 2467 nucleotides long. Its product is annotated as ceramide synthase 6. Gene Ontology annotation, molecular function: sphingosine N-acyltransferase activity; DNA binding. Gene Ontology annotation, biological process: ceramide biosynthetic process. Gene Ontology annotation, cellular component: membrane. The transcript is spliced from 9 exons. The record is from RefSeq and is a predicted model, not a curated record. NCBI's taxonomy places the organism in Eukaryota, Metazoa, Arthropoda, Insecta, Orthoptera, Acrididae. Bases 269 to 1441 code for a protein of 390 amino acids.
UGAGUUCUUUGUGUUGUACUGGUAGCGGAUGUGUAGUGGGGCAGUGUGGGUGUGGAUAAGGUGUAGUUUGAUGAGUAGUUGAGUAGAUUAUUUUGCGGUUGUGAAGUCUGAUGGUUGAGGACUGACAGUGGUUUUCAAAGACUGUUAAAGGCUUAAAGCUCAGUGUGAGUGUUUUGCUUUGACACGUGUUAUAGGCUGUUUGGAAGAAUAGUUUAUUUACAUUACGCCUGUACGUCACGUGCCUGACUGACUUUAAACAACUAGCAACAUGUUAGGUUCUUCGACAUUGCAGUACCUGUCUGAUAUAUUUUGGAGUGCAUCAUUCUGGCUCCCUCCAAAUGUGAAGUGGAGUGACAUAGACCCCCAGAAAGGAUAUGCAAACCCUAGGGAUUUGCUUCUUCCUAUUCCACUUGCCGCAAUCUUUCUCUGCGUCAGAUAUAUCUGCGAAAGGUACUGGUUCGCUCCUGUUGGCAUAACACUAGGAAUAAAAAAUACGAAGCGGACGAAAGCUGUGCCAAAUGCAAAGCUUGAGGCUGCUUACGCAGGAAAGAAAAAACUGAAGCACCGGGAGUUGGUAGCCUUGGCAAAGCAGUUAGAUUGGUCGGAAAGACAAGUUGAGAGAUGGUGGCGUCACAGGCAUGCACAGGAUAAGCCUUCCACGCUAGUCAAGUUUUGUGAAUCAAGUUGGCGCUGGCUGUACUAUACAUAUUCCUUUAUCUAUGGAAUGUACUGCCUGUGGGAUAAGCCAUGGCUGUGGGACAUAAACGAGUGCUGGUACACCUACCCUUACCAGAAGGUGACGACUGAUUGUUGGUGGUAUUACAUGUCUUCGCUGGCAUUUUAUUGGUCAUUGGCUGUAUCACAGUUCUUUGACAUAAAGCGUAAAGACUUUUGGCAAAUGUUCAUCCAUCACAUUGCUACUAUAAGUCUGAUGUCUUUCUCAUGGAUGUGUAACUUGCACCGUAUUGGUACUUUGGUGUUAUUGGUACACGACUGUGCUGAUAACCUGCUAGAGGCUGCAAAAUUGGCUAAAUAUGCAAACUACCAGAAACUUUGUGAUGGCCUCUUCAUUAUUUUUACAAUUACUUGGAUUGUUUCACGCUUGGGUGUAUAUCCAUUUUGGGUAAUAAGGAGCAUCACCCAUGAUGCUCCAGUUAUAGUCGCUUUGUUCCCAGCCUAUUAUAUAUUCAAUUCAUUGCUGAUUUUGCUUCUGGGUCUACAUUGCAUAUGGACUUACUUCAUAUUGAAGAUUGCGUUUAAGUCUUUACAAGCUGGUCAGAUGGAGGGUGACAUUCGAAGUUCAUCUAGUGAUGACAGCCUGUCUGAAGACUUGGAUCAUGACAGUCAGGUUGGCUCAAAAAACCAGAAUUUAGUUGGCAAUGGUACAGUAACUGCUGCCACUGCUGUUGCUGCUUCUGCUACUACUACUGCUGCUGAUUAACCCCAUCAAUAAUGUGGAGUGUGCAUGGCUGUGCUUUCAUAAUUAGAUGCAGUGAAAGGACUGGAGCUCAAAAUGAUACAAAGUAUGCAAUGUAAUUGAAUGCACUGUUAUAACAAUAUUCAUCACAGAACUGGGUUGCAAAUCUGAAACCUUUAACUAAAACGAUCAGUGCAGUGCUUGUGCCUGUGGAGUACAGCUUACAAAGUGAAACCCUAUCAGGCAUUGUAUCAGUGCUAUGUGGGUGUACCACAAGACCAAGAAUUGGAUUUGUUGUCUCCCCCCCUCCUCCCAUUUGGUGUGUGUGUGUGUGUGUGUGUGUGUGUGUGCGAAUUUGUUCAUGUGUGUGUCCAUGUUUUUUAUGUAAUUGAGUGUUUAUUGUACUGAACUGAAUAUAAAAUAUUACUGUGUUAUUAGAACAGAAGAAUGUGAAAGUCUACAUUUUGUGAUAUAUGGCUGUAAAACAUGAACAUUUAAUUUAAACUGUGUAUUAUAACCAAAUGAAAUUUUAUGGUAGUAAUAAAUUUUUGCAAUCAUAUUCUGAUACUUUCACAGAAAAUGGAGUUUUUUUUUUGUUAAAUUACUGUUUUUGGUGAAGCCAGUUUUGGUUGUGAAAUGAUUGUAACAGGAAGCUACUGGAGUUGUAUAGAUUUCAUUUGUGAAGUAGAGAUCAGUUUCUCAUUUACAGUCACUUUAUGUGUUAAAUGUAUCCUUGUCAAGGACUAAUGAUUAUAAAAUGCUACAGCAUAUGGAAUUGUGUGGUGUAUGAGACCAGUGAAAAUUAUUAUAAAAUAUGACUAUAUUAUUCAGUUAUUAAAAACAGUAAAACAGUCUUUCGGUAUUGGUUUCAUUGUGAUGACUGAAAUGCGUAUAAAAUGGCAGCUACUCAUAAGAUGGCAUAAGUUGCAGCUGAUAUCUGUUAGCAGAGCAGUAUAAUUAGUCUUCUGGAGACUAUUUAUUAAUGUGUUCAGUAUUUCACAUUACUGUUUAUAUAAUUUGCACUUGAUAUGAAUAUAUUUUUUUAAAUAA